CACUCUUUCAAUUCGCGAGAGGCACUAACUCAUAAACGACUGACAACUUACUGUUUUACAUUAGCUCGAAGAAAAGAUAUUGGAUAUUGGACAGCGCUCACACCUCCUACCUUUGCGUUACUUCGCGUGAGCUAAUGUUUAGUUUGACCGGUCAUAAAACCAAACCUUUUAUUCAUUUAGCGAUGAUGUUCAGUCGUUUCAUUGUAUCAUUAAAAUCAGAUGUAGCCCUUAUCUAUCAGACAAAAAUAUCAGGAAUCAAUAGCAAAAAUAUCAAUUGGUGUAAUCACUUGUCUGACAAAGUUUUGGAUAUAGUAGACUAUCGAACAAAUCAAUCAGUCAUUUACUCUACUGUAGAAACUGGAGUGGUCAAUUGUUAUCAUUCUUAGAAUCUUCACUUGACCUCACUCAAUUAUCUUGGUUAAUGCACUCCACUGUUGUGUUGUACUCAAAAAUCUACUAGCUGUAAAAGAUAUUUUGUAAAGUGCUUUUUCACAAGAUCUUUAUAUAUUUAUGGAGUCAACAUGCGUGUUAAUUACGAGAGACAUGAAAUUAGGUUAUCUUUGUGCAAGCUUCGAAUUCUGAUUUUUUCUCUCUGUGAAUCUUGUUAAAAUCUGACAGUACGGGAAGGAUUUUUGGAUGAAAAUCUAAAUUUUGUUGGCUUUUUGAUUUUAUUCCUAUCGCAUGAUCAUUUUCGGAAACUAUCUUCGUGCGGGUUAUUUUAAUUUUCUUUCUAAGCGUUUGCUGAGUAUAAGCCAGUUAAAAGAAAGAAGUCUGGUAUGCGUUCAUGGUACAUCAGCUGACGAAUUUCUGCAAGGUCUCAUAACUAAUGAUAUCAAAUCUAUAAGUCGACCUAAUUCCUUCAUGUACUCACUAUUCCUCAAUUCGAAGGGUAGAGUGCUAACUGAUGCAUUUAUCUAUCACACUAACCGUUUAUCGGCUAACCGAUCUGAUUAUCUGGUUGAAGUUGAUGUCAAUUACGUACCCGAUUUGGUUAAACAUUUAACUCGAUAUAAUUUACGUGGAAAGGUUAAGAUAGAUGCCAAUUUAUCAGCUCGCCUUUGGAUCGCUAUGCCAACAUCCAAACACUCAAAUCAAUUGAAUAGUUAUAAAGCAUGGUCGCCAGUGAAUACAUUUGAUAUGAAUGAUCAGCAAGAGUUGAUAUUCUUCGCUUCAGAUCCUAGGGGUAUAGCUGGUUGGUCUGGACGCAUACUAUCAACAUCCGAUACAAGUGCCGCUAGCAUUUUUCCAUCAUGCAAUACACAACCACUUGAUAUAAAUCGAUAUCACAAUACACGUUGGGAAUUAGGCUUACCAGAAGGUAUUAAAGAAUUCAUUACAAAUGAUACACUACCGUUUGAAGCGAAUGCUGAUUUAUCUGGUGGAGUUAGCUUUUCCAAAGGAUGUUAUAUUGGUCAAGAGUUGACAGCACGUACACACUUCACUGGAGUGAUUCGACGAAGAUAUGUACCAGUGAAAAUAGUGUCGUUAGGAAAUAUUGAUGUGUUAAAAGCAUCGAAUGUUAUGAAUAGUUUGUACAAUGCACCAAUUUAUCAAGUUGACGAAAAUCAUCAAACACUUCAGUCAAAAGCCAAACCAGUUGGAUGGAUUAGAAAUGUGAAUAUAAACAAUGUGAUUAGUAGUAAAAAGAAUGGUGAUAGUUUAAACUGUGAUUAUUAUUAUGGUCCAAUUGCUGGUAUAGCAUUGAUACGUUUAACAGAAGCAAGUGAACAACAGUAUAAAUUGAUGGUGAAUAUUCCUCUAUACAAUAAUUGUGAUAAUAAGCAUAAUGAAAAUAACAGUGUAGUCAGUUUAAAGAUCAUUCCAUUCAUACCAUCAUGGUGGCCUCAAGAUGUAGCGCCAAUAAUCAAACGAAUUGUGUAUACAUAAAUAAUGUGUGAAUUACAAAUAUAUUUAUUUUGUAUGUUUUUAAAAAGAAUCAUACCAUGAUGUUUCUCAUUGGUUUUAUUUAUUGAACUUUCAUUGUGAAAGCUCAAGUUCCUUGAUUCAGUAGUCUACAGAGUUGUAGAUUGGCAUUGCUCAGAUGAUUUAUACUAAUAUAAAAUGGCUAUCUACUGAUCCAUGGUGCUGGAAAUGUGGUCACGCUGUGACGGUUAAAGCCCACAGGUAAUAUAGUUCAAAAAAGAGAGAGUAAAUUCACGGUCGGAAAGUUUGCUAACAAAUUGAAAUCUAGAAAUAAUUUGUGAUAAAGAAUGAUGAAUGAACCUUGUAGUAGAUGAAAUUGUUAUUUUUUACGCAAAGUUGACAGUUAAUAUGAUUUACUGGAAUUCAUGUGUUGAUUACUUGAAUGUACUUCACAAUGUCAAUGUCAUAUAGAAGUUACGAUAGUUUGUUCACUGUAUUUUUCGUUGGUUAUUUUUCUUUGGUCAAGUCAUGACAAUACGAUGAUAUUCCAUGAUGUUAUUUUGUUUUCCAUCACAGACUAUCAUCAACUAUAAAAUAAUAUAAAGUAACAAACAAUGAAUUGCUGUAGCGCUUUGUUAAUU
This is a messenger RNA of Schistosoma turkestanicum, 2504 nucleotides long. The record is from the annotation of a GenBank genome assembly. Lineage: Eukaryota; Metazoa; Platyhelminthes; Trematoda; Strigeidida; Schistosomatidae.